GUAUAAAAUAUUAUAAAAUUAUAAUAAAUUAAAUUUUUUUGCAGAAAAUUCAUUGGCAUAUUUCUAUUAAAUAAUUUAUCGACCAAUAUGUCGGAGAAAGCGUCAUUACCAGGUAUCUAUACGUCAGACAAGAAUGGUAGUGAUGAGACAGGAGAUGGUUCAGAGAGCAACCCCUUUAAAACUGUUCUAAGAGCGAUGCGUCAUGCCAAUAAGGAACCUUUUCCAGUCAUAUACCAGGACUCUCGUGAGAAAGACAAGAAGUAUGAACCAGCGUCUAAGUCUCAAUUGAAAAAGGCACAAAAGAUUUGGAUUAGAGAACAGUAUAAAAAUGAGGAUAAGGAGAAGAAGUUGUUGGAAGAUGAGGAAAAGAGAUUGAAAAAUAUUGAAGAGGCUAAAACAAUUGUUAUAGAAGAGGAUAAAACUCUGCCGGAAGCAAAAGAAAUCAAGAUAAGACAAGCUGUCGAUCACAGAGAUCAAAGAGUCAAGAUAUACGGAUGGGUGCACAGACUGAGACGGCAAGGCAAAGCCCUUAUGUUCAUCACGUUGCGAGAUGGGACAGGCUUUCUACAAUGUGUGCUGACUGAUAAGCUUUGUCAAACAUACAAUGCUUUGAUCCUUGCCACAGAGGCUUCUGUUCAACUGUUUGGGGUCUUGAAAGCUCUUCCUGAAGGGAAAAAUGCACCCGGUGGACACGAGUUAUGUGUUGAUUAUUGGAAACUUAUUGGACUGUCGCCUCCUGGUGGCGCCGAUUCAAUUUUGAACGAAGAAGCUCUACCUGACGUACAAUUGGACAACAGGCAUAUAAUGAUUCGAGGCGAAAAUACAUCGAGAAUUCUAAUGAUGAGAUCUGUAUUGAUGCAAGCGUUCAGAGAUCAUUACAAGGAUCGCGGUUACUAUGAAGUAACUCCACCAACGAUGGUGCAAACCCAAGUGGAGGGUGGUUCAACUCUCUUCAAAUUGGAUUAUUUUGGGGAAAAUGCUUUUCUUACUCAGAGUUCUCAAUUAUAUCUUGAAACGUGCGUCCCAGCAAUGGGAGAUGUAUAUUGCAUUGCCCAAUCAUAUCGGGCAGAGCAAUCGAGAACGCGUCGCCACCUUGCCGAAUACACGCAUAUCGAGGCAGAAUGUCCGUUUAUCACGUUUGACGAGAUGCUUGAUCGAUUAGAAGAUUUAAUUUGCGACGUAGUUGAGCGAGUUCUGCAAUCGCCACUCGGUGAUCUUGUCAAAGAAUUGAAUCCCAGCUUUCAAAUUCCCAAGAAGCCUUUUAAACGAAUGAAUUACAGCGAUGCGAUUGAAUAUCUGAGAGAAAACAAUAUUACAAAAGACGAUGGUAGCUUUUAUGAGUUCGGAGAGGAUAUUCCCGAAAUGCCAGAAAGAAAAAUGACCGAUGCCAUCAACGAGCCGAUAAUGCUUUGUCGUUUCCCCGCUGAAAUUAAGUCGUUUUACAUGCAACGUUGCGCGGAGGAUAGACGCUUAACGGAAUCUGUGGAUGUUCUUCUACCGAACGUGGGUGAAAUCGUCGGCGGUUCGAUGCGUAUCUGGGAUUACGAGGAGCUGAUGGAGGGUUACAAGCGUGAAAACAUUGAUCCGACCCCGUACUACUGGUAUACAGACCAGCGGAAAUAUGGAACUUGUCCUCAUGGCGGUUACGGAUUGGGAUUAGAACGAUUUUUGUGCUGGCUGUUGAACAGGUAUCACAUACGUGAGGUGUGUUUGUAUCCGCGUUUCCUGGAGCGUUGUCGCCCGUAAAAGAAUAUUCACGAGAAUAUGGAUAUUGUGUCAAUGCGGUUACAUUACUUUUUACUACUACAGUAAACCAUAGCACUGCGUUAUAUUCAGAAAUAUUACGAAUAUACCAAUUAUAAUCACGAAAAAACUUGUGGAAAGCCACUUAAAUAGAAGUAUAUGUACAUACAUACAAA
Wasmannia auropunctata (little fire ant) is the source of this 1919-nucleotide messenger RNA. It is a transcript of the gene AsnRS, whose product is annotated as asparagine--tRNA ligase, cytoplasmic. Gene Ontology annotation, biological process: asparaginyl-tRNA aminoacylation. The record is from RefSeq and is a predicted model, not a curated record. Gene Ontology annotation, cellular component: cytoplasm. Lineage: Eukaryota; Metazoa; Arthropoda; Insecta; Hymenoptera; Formicidae. Bases 88 to 1746 code for a protein of 552 amino acids. The transcript is spliced from 9 exons. Gene Ontology annotation, molecular function: ATP binding; nucleic acid binding; asparagine-tRNA ligase activity.